UGCACGGUAUCUUGAAUCUAUACUCGAAAGCAGGUAUUUAUUCAUCAACUAGAUUAUCUCUCCACCACACAGAACGAGAAGUUUUUGAUAUAGAAUUUUGAAUUCUCUCAUUUUUUGGACAUAGGCUAACCGUAGAAGGAUAAUUGUUUCUUGUAUUUAAUAACAAUGUCUGGCCCUCAUAUUUGGUUGCGUGCCGAAAGUAAGCCUUUGGAAGAGCGUAGUGCUUUGACGCCUACGACUGCAAAGAAAUUGGCAAACGCUGGUUUCCGUGUCACUAUUGAACGCUCCUCUCAACGGGCAUUCAAGGAUUCUGAGUUCGAAAGUGCUGGAUUCGAAAUGGUUCCUGAAGGAUCAUGGAGAAAUGCACCUCGCGAUGCUUAUAUAUAUGGGUUGAAGGAGCUUCCUGAAAACGAUAAUAGCCCUCUUCAUCAUACCCAUAUCCAAUUUGCUCAUUGCUAUAAGAAUCAAGAAGGUUGGCGGGAAGUCUUGUCUCGUUUUCCUCAGGGUAACGGUCUCCUUUACGAUUUAGAAUUUUUGCAAGACGACAGCGGCCGUCGUGUUGCUGCAUUUGGUUACCAUGCAGGUUUUGCUGGAUCUGCCCUUUCUUGUUUGGUCUGGGCUCACCAAAUAUUAUCUCCCAAGAAGCCUUUUGGUUCUGUCCGUCCAUUCCCUAACGAGAAGACUCUGGUGCGUCACGUCGCUCGACAAGUUCGUCUUGCUCUUCGUAAAAAUAACAACCAGUAUCCUCGCAUUUUGGUUAUCGGUGCUCGUGGACGAUGCGGUAGUGGUGCUUGCGACUUGGCAACAAAAGUUGGUAUCCCUGAAGAGAAUAUCCUUCGAUGGGAUAUCAAUGAAACCAAGAAGGGUGGUCCCUUCCAUGAAAUUACUGAGUCUGACAUUUUUGUUAACUGCAUCUAUCUCAGUGCCCCUAUCCCCAAGUUUUGCACCGUUGAUUCUCUUAAUGUAUCUGAUCGUAAGUUGCGCGUAGUAUGCGACGUUAGUUGCGAUACUACCAAUCCUAACAAUCCUAUUCCCAUCUACAAUGUGAACACGUCGUUUGAUCACCCAACCGUUCCUGUUGAUGGUAUCAAGGGUCCUUUGCCUCUUGAAGUAAUUUCUAUUGAUCAUCUUCCCACUUUGCUUCCUAGAGAGUCUUCUGAAGCCUUCAGCGAGGCCCUUCUUCCCAGUUUGUUUGCUUUGAAGGAUGUAAACCACGCACCUGUCUGGGUUAGAGCUAAGAAGCUUUACGAAGAAAUGGUAAAGAAGCUUUAAUCUGAAUAGGUUGAUGUUAUCUCUGUCCGCCUCAUUUUGAUUUAACGAACUUUUGUUUAAAUCAAAAUCAAAAGCGAUACUGGUUAUUUUUUACUAGUGGGAUUUUUGUUACAUAUAUUAUCGUUCUUGUGUAGAUUAUACAAAUACAGCGCUUGCUGCAUAAUUACAGGUUAUAACGUAAAAGACGGAAUAAAAAGAUCAUUUUUCGUAACCUAUGCUACUUCCCGAGUUCCAUGCUAUUAAAGUACAUGAAUUAAAUGAACAAAAACUAUUAGGAAUUAGGUUUGGGAUCAGUCGCUAGCUCAUGCUUCAUCUUUGCGAACGUGAAAAAAGAUUAAUAAUCAGAGUGAGUUUUCAUCAUCGAGUAAUGUUAAUUUGUAAUGUGGAAGGCAACCAAAUCGAGUAUUGAC
Messenger RNA from Schizosaccharomyces octosporus yFS286, 1682 nucleotides. RefSeq names its product saccharopine dehydrogenase Lys3. Lineage: Eukaryota; Fungi; Ascomycota; Schizosaccharomycetes; Schizosaccharomycetales; Schizosaccharomycetaceae. The record is from RefSeq and is a predicted model, not a curated record. The transcript has a single exon. The coding region runs from base 166 to 1272 and encodes 368 amino acids. Gene Ontology annotation, molecular function: saccharopine dehydrogenase (NAD+, L-lysine-forming) activity. Gene Ontology annotation, cellular component: cytoplasm.